GGCCACUUCCGGCAAGAGGGAGCCAUACUCUUUUGUAACCAUCCUCCCGUCUAUUUGUGCUCUGCUCACAAUUAAGCCAAACCCCAAGCAGCAGCAGACACGCGAAAGCAAGUUCACAGGGAGCGAAUAAGAAACCCAAGGGCGGCUGCCGCAUUGGAGCAGGAGACCAAUGGCGGGCCUCGGGUUCGAGGAGACCGAGCUGCGGCUCGGCCUGCCAGGCGGCGGCAACGAGGCUGAGGAGGCGGUGAGGAGCUCCGGCAAGAGGGGCUACGCCGAGACCAUCGACCUCAUGCUGAAGCUGGAGCCAGCGUCGGCGGCCGCGCCGCCGUCCGAGGAUGACGAGGAAGUGGCCGACGGUGCCGCGGAGGCGCAGCCGUCUCCGGCUGCUGCCGACGGGCAGUUGAAGCGGUCGCCGAGCCAGAGCAGCGUGGUCACCGCGCAGCCGGAAGAGGACCCCGAGAAGCCGCGCGCGCCCAAGGCGCAGGCGGUGGGGUGGCCGCCGGUGCGGUCGUUCCGGAGGAACAUGCUGGCGGCGGCGCUGGUGAAGGUGAGCAUGGACGGCGCGCCCUACCUGCGCAAGGUGGACAUGGGCACCUACAAGAGCUACCAGGAGCUGUCCAAGGCCCUGGAGAAGAUGUUCAGCUCCUUCACCAUCGGCAACGACUGCUCUCAGGCUCGGGGCAUCAAUGGCAUGAACGAGACCAAGCUGGCCGACCUGCUCACCGGCUCCGACUACGUGCCCACCUACGAGGACAAGGACGGCGACUGGAUGCUCGUCGGCGACGUCCCCUGGGAGAUGUUCGUCGCGUCGUGCAAGCGCCUCCGGAUAAUGAAAGGAUCAGAAGCCAUCGGGCUCGCGCCAAGGGCAAUGGAGAAAUGCAAGAGCAGGAGCUGAUCGAGGGUCCAUUUCAAGAUUAUGACUGUGUCUAUGCUUGCCCAACUCUGUACCAUAAUAUUACUAGUACUGCUACUUCGUAUCUUCUAUUCCAUCUUGUUGUCAUAUACGGUAGUACGUAUAAUAUGUAGUAUGUAUACGUGAGAAAGAUGUCACUGUUUACGUACAAUCAAUAGUAUUUUCCUUUAGCAAGCA
Hordeum vulgare subsp. vulgare (domesticated barley) is the source of this 1090-nucleotide messenger RNA. Its product is annotated as auxin-responsive protein IAA30-like. Gene Ontology annotation, cellular component: nucleus. Gene Ontology annotation, biological process: regulation of DNA-templated transcription. The transcript has 4 exons. The coding region runs from base 170 to 895 and encodes 241 amino acids. Gene Ontology annotation, molecular function: protein binding. The record is from RefSeq and is a predicted model, not a curated record. Lineage: Eukaryota; Viridiplantae; Streptophyta; Magnoliopsida; Poales; Poaceae.